GCCUAAGGUUAAAUCACUUUCUCUGUCAUUUACCGUUUUUUUGUGUAUUUGCAACACCAGGGGUUGACAAAUGUAUUUGAUUAAUGUAUAGGUCAACUUGAAUGCUACCUUAUAUAGGCCUACACCUCAAACAAUAAAUACUGGGACAUAUCAAGCUCCACAUUGCCGUAAAACCACAAUUAUUAUCACCGUUGGCUACGUCUUGCGCUAUAACCUUUGUUGGAAAAGUAAAAAUAACGAUCAGUCUAACCACCAACAAUGCGGAAAAGCAAGUUUGGAGAAAUCUACAGCUUUUACUUCCGAGUGGAGAUUUAUUUCCCUCACGUGGGGCUGGCAGUGAUUUAACCCAACUCCGGGCGACACAUAUGCAUGUUGAUCCUAUUUUAGGAUGCGUUGUUAAGUUGUUAUUUGGACGCCUAUCGAUGCAAGAUUGACAAGCGAAAGCAAUGGAGUCUGGUAUGUGUUAAGAAACCUUUGACGCGAACCCACGUUUUUUCCUUAUUUUUCCUUCAGUUCAUCCCCUCAAAGGCAUCCCUCCCCCUCGCAGCUCACAGCCUACCUGUGAGGACUUGCCCACACCCCGUACGUCUUCGGCGCGGUCAAAGGGAGGGGAAAAAAUAAACUCAAAGUGCCCAGUCGAUAGACACACCUUUAACUAUAAGCUCAUAGCGGCGUUGCGGGAUCCAGCUAUCUGAGGCUGAUAAUGUCGUCGAACGAGAGGUCGGUUCGGGAGCUGCGGGAGCUGCUCCACAAGCCGGGGAACGAUACCUGUGCAGACUGCGGGGCGCCAGACCCAGAGUGGGGGUCCUGCUCCCUGGGGGUGUUCAUCUGUCUGGACUGCUCGGGGGUCCACCGCAACCUUCCCGACAUCGGGAAGGUCAAGUCCCUCAGCCUGUCCCGCUGGGAGGACCACGAGGUGGAGUUCAUGUCAGAGGGUGGCAACGAGCUAAUGAGGGCCAAAUACGAAGCGGCGGUUCCAGUGUACUACUACAAACCCAACUACAGAGACUGUCAGGUGCUGAGGGAGCAGUGGAUAAGAGCCAAGUAUCAGAGGAGGGAGUUCUGCGACCCUGGGACCAAGCUAACAUAUGAGGAAGAAACGAGAGAUGGAAUGCUGAUGAAAAGGGGGCGGGACAAUGGGCAGUUCCUCAACAGACGAUUCGUCCUGUCAGAGAGGGAGGGGACUCUGAAGUACUUCAUUAAGUCUGACGGCAAGGAGCCAAAGGCGCUGAUCAAGGUGGACUCCAUCAACGCCAGCUUCCAGCCGGCGAAGAUUGGCCACCUGAACGGCCUGCAGAUCACCUACCUGAAGGACUACAGCACAAGAAACAUCUUCCUCUACCAUGACAGCGGCAAGGAGAUCGUCGACUGGUUCAAUUCCAUCAGAGCGAUUCAGCUGCACUAUUUAAAAGUAGCCUUCCCUGGGGCCACAGAUGUAGAGCUGAUGCCCAAACUCACACGCAACUUCCUGAAGGAGGGCUACAUGGAGAAGACUGGACCCAAGCAAACGGAAGGCUUUAGGAAGCGCUGGUUUACCCUGGAUCACAGGCGGCUCAUGUACUUCAAAGAUCCCCUAGACGCCUUUGCGAAGGGCGAGGUGUUCCUCGGCAACAAGGACCACGGCUACAGUGCCACGGCCGGCCUGCCUGCCACCGCCUACUGUAACGGCGCCUGGCAACACGGCAUCACCAUAGUAACGCCGGAGCGCUGCUUCCUGUUCACCUGCGAGACGGAGAGCGAUCAGCAGGACUGGCUGCGGCAGUUCGCCGCCGUGCUCGGCGCCGUCAUGUCGCCCCAGGAGUACACCAUGGAGGCGCUCUUCAAGCAUAGACACUGAUGGAUGUGGCCAACCAAUCCACAGCCACCGCGACAUCACCAGCACUAACCCAGCGCAUUCAGGGAGUGACAUCAUCUAAUCACCAGGGCGGUGUCGUUGCUAGGUCUGUUGCUAGGUUCCAAAUAUAGUGUGCAUGGAGACCACCAGGUAGCCGUCUCUUUCUCUCUCUUCUUAGCAGCAGAAACACUACACGGGGCCAUGAGUCAUCCUCAAUCGCUCCUAUAUCUUGUUUAAGUUGUGUCUGUUUAUUUUAACAUAGUGUUCCCCAACCUUUCAGUAUCCUGUAGCCCCACAGCAGUACGGCCCAGGUAACCCUCCAUCCUCAUCACCAACCUAGAACUGUUUCCCUUUAGACUUAUAUUAUAAUAUUAUCAUUUCGUCUCUUGAUCAAUAUUAUAGAGGCUUUGAGGUGUUUCAAACUGAAACAGCCUGACGUACUGGUUUUCUGGACUUGUACAUUUCCCCCCUGGAGCCUGUUCAUGUUCCCCCUAGGGAACACAUACCCCUGGUUCUGAAUCAAAAAUCUAAACUAGAUGUAUUGCGGUAUUAACGGACACUACCAUUGUUUCGUAUGCAUGUUAAAUGUGAUUUUGGUAUUUGCUAUAUCAUUUUAAAAAUCCAUAUUUUAAAGUCAAGUUUUGUUUUAUUUUUUACGAAUCUAUGGUUCCCCCACUAGUUUUUAGUGGAUAUUUUAAGGGAAAUAUUAAAUAUAUUAAGAUAUUAAUGUUCUUGAGUCAGAAAAAUAAUGUUUGGUCCAACAGCACCACCUUCUGGUGGAAGAUCAUAAAUAUAAUAUAAUAAAAUCUCAAACGUGCCAAGUUUUUGAAACAUCAUUCACAUUUUGACGUUUUACAUCGCAAUUAUGCUUUACAACUGUACUGUAUCUUUACAUUUUAAUUUCUAAUAAAGCUAUAUAUAUGGCAUUUCA
Gadus morhua (Atlantic cod) is the source of this 2765-nucleotide messenger RNA. Its product is annotated as ArfGap_ADAP and PH1_ADAP domain-containing protein. The transcript is spliced from 11 exons. The record is from RefSeq and is a predicted model, not a curated record. Gene Ontology annotation, cellular component: plasma membrane; intracellular membrane-bounded organelle; cytoplasm. NCBI's taxonomy places the organism in Eukaryota, Metazoa, Chordata, Actinopteri, Gadiformes, Gadidae. Gene Ontology annotation, biological process: positive regulation of GTPase activity. Gene Ontology annotation, molecular function: GTPase activator activity; phosphatidylinositol bisphosphate binding; phosphatidylinositol-3,4,5-trisphosphate binding. Bases 704 to 1837 code for a protein of 377 amino acids.